AUGUCUGCUGCAGAGCCGCGAGUCCUGAUAAGGGAACCAUUGCCGGCCAGUGAGGCAAAAUGGACCAAGCUAGUCAAGGUGACCUAUGAGGACGGCCUAAGAACCAGACGCGUCUGGGAAUCUGCCGAACGCACCACUCGGCCUCUAGGCAGCGACAUUGACGGUGUCGACAUCAUCGCCAUCGUAAAGGGUGGCACUGACGCCGACGAGUCGCUCAUCGUCCUCGAGAAGCAGUUCCGCCCUCCCGUCGGCCGCACCGUCAUCGAGCUGCCGGCCGGCUUCGUUGACGAGGGCGAGACGGCUGAAGAGGCUGCUGUGCGUGAGCUGCGAGAAGAGACUGGCCUUGUCGGUGUCCCCAUUGCCGCCAAUGCCGCUGUCUUCACCAUGUUUGCCGACCCCGGCUUUGGAAAUAACGAUUUGCGCAUCGUCCAUCUGGCUGUCGACAGCCGUCUUCCCGAGAACCGAAAUCCCCAUCCCGCUCUAGAAGACGGUGAGCUCGUCCAGGAUGUCUUCUGUGUGCCGCUCGACCGACUGCACGACGUCUGCCAGAACCUCGCCGCCGAGGCCCUGGAGAUGUCCAAGCGCCUCCUGCCAAGGCUGUCUGUAUAA
Messenger RNA from Grosmannia clavigera kw1407, 609 nucleotides. RefSeq names its product nudix domain containing protein. NCBI's taxonomy places the organism in Eukaryota, Fungi, Ascomycota, Sordariomycetes, Ophiostomatales, Ophiostomataceae. The record is from RefSeq and is a predicted model, not a curated record. The coding region runs from base 1 to 609 and encodes 202 amino acids. Gene Ontology annotation, biological process: nucleoside phosphate metabolic process; ribose phosphate metabolic process. Gene Ontology annotation, molecular function: ADP-ribose diphosphatase activity. Gene Ontology annotation, cellular component: cytosol; nucleus. The transcript is spliced from 3 exons.